AUGUCUAUGACGAUGAUCUGGAGCACUGUGUUAUUGUACAGGCAUGGUAAGAGGAGAGGAGAUCUGAUCAUGUUCCCCCGGAUCCUUCUUCUGGCCGGCUUCCUGCUCUGCUCUGCUCAUGCCUCCUCAGGUCCUCCCAACAUCAUCCUGAUAUUUGCUGAUGACAUGGGCUAUGGAGAUCUGGGGGUCUAUGGGCACCCCACCUCUCACACCCCUAAUCUGGACUCAAUGGCCAGCCGAGGACUGCGCUUUACAAACUUCUAUACCACCGGAGCUGUGUGCUCGCCUUCCAGAGCCAGCCUCCUGACAGGUCGCUUCCAGACUCGUUCUGGUGUGUACCCUGGUGUGUUCUACCCCAGCUCACUUGGAGGUUUGCCUCUCAGUGAGGUCACCAUUGCUGAGUUAUUACAGUCCCGUGGUUAUGUCACAGCCAUGGCAGGUAAAUGGCACUUGGGCCUCGGGCUGAAUGGGACUUUCCUGCCCACUCGACAAGGGUUUCAGCACUUCUUGGGAGUUCCCUAUUCCCACGAUCAGGGCCCUUGUCAGACCUUAAUAUGCUUCCCUCCAGACACACGUUGUUAUGGGACAUGUGAUUUGGGUGAAGCUCUGCUGCCGGUGUUUAUUGAUGAGAAGAUCCUGCAGCAACCCGUGAAUUUUACUGAACUCGUCCCUCUCUACGAGCAGUUCAGCAAAUCAUUUAUUCAGAAAGCGGUUGAACAGAAUAAACCAUUCUUCCUCUACUAUGCUGCACAUCACACUCAUUAUCCGCAGUUUGCAAGUGCUCGGUAUACAGGGAAAUCUAUAAGAGGAAAGUAUGGAGACGCAUUACUGGAAUUUGAUGGAACAGUAGGAGAUUUUCUAAAUACUGUGUGGGAUUUGGGAAUUCAAAACAACACACUUUUCAUCUUUACUUCUGACAAUGGGCCUGAAACAAUGCGCAAGGAGAGAGGUGGUACCUCUGGACUCUUGAAAUGUGGCAAAAGUACAACUUACGAGGGAGGUCUAAGAGAACCUGCAAUAAUGUUCUGGGAGGGAAAAAUAAAACCAGGAGUUACCUCUGAGCUGGCCAGCACACUGGAUAUUUUGCCUACAGUAGCAGCUUUGGCAGGAGCCGGACUUCCCAACGUCACAUUGGAUGGAUAUGAUCUGAGUAACCUGCUUUUUAAAAAUGAGAAAAGUCCAAGGAACACCUUUUAUUACUACCCACCUAGUAUCGAUUCAAAGCGUGGCAUUCAUGCUCUGAGAAUGGGAAAAUACAAGGCCCACUUCUAUACGCAGGGCGCAUUUCAUAGUGAGACAACUCCAGAUCCAGACUGCCAUAUAACAGCACUGUUGACUGAACAUAACCCACCUCUCCUUUUUGAUCUUGAUAAGGAUCCUGCAGAGAACUACAACUUGUUAAAGCCUUUCAUCCCCAAAGACCUGGAACCUAUCUUGACUGAAAUCCUGAAUGAGCGUGACAGGUUCCAUACGAAUAUGAAUUAUGCACCAAGUGAGCCCAACAAAGGCACGGAUCCUUCGCUAAAGCCAUGCUGUAACCCAGAAUGUACUCCUAAGCCAAGCUGCUGCCACUGUUAG
Molecule: messenger RNA, 1578 nt
Organism: Staurois parvus
Lineage: Eukaryota; Metazoa; Chordata; Amphibia; Anura; Ranidae
Source: the annotation of a GenBank genome assembly